AUGAAUCCAACGUCAUCAUCUACUACAUCUACAGACGAAGAUCCUUACAAAGUCCUAACUCAGGGAAUGAGGGCCGUUGAAGGUUCGUUAAAGGGGUUGCUUAGGACUCAUGAUGAAUUCAUGAUUCAGAAUGUGAGAAUAGUCAACAAUUUAUCUUCAAUGUCGAAGCUUAGCGAAGAAAUAGACUCAGCAAAAGCAAAGCUGAAAGAGAAUAAUCGUUCGUCUUAG
Hemisphaericaspora subhashii is the source of this 228-nucleotide messenger RNA. RefSeq lists its product as uncharacterized. The coding region runs from base 1 to 228 and encodes 75 amino acids. The transcript has a single exon. The record is from RefSeq and is a predicted model, not a curated record. Lineage: Eukaryota; Fungi; Ascomycota; Pichiomycetes; Serinales; Debaryomycetaceae.